Molecule: messenger RNA, 1712 nt
Organism: Diospyros lotus (date-plum)
Lineage: Eukaryota; Viridiplantae; Streptophyta; Magnoliopsida; Ericales; Ebenaceae
Product: heterogeneous nuclear ribonucleoprotein 1
Exons: 14
Coding region: 277-1353 (358 amino acids)
Molecular function (GO): RNA binding
Source: RefSeq, a predicted model, not a curated record
AACGAGGGUGUUUCUAUUUUCUAAUAUUUACAGACUGAUGAGCGGCGGAGGGAGAAGAGAGAGAGAGAGAGGGAGACAGAGAGAGAGAGGAGAUAUCCGAGAUUAGGGUUUCGAAAGCCCAAGCGAUCAGAGGAGUCGAGUGUGAGAGGAAGUCUAGAGAGGGGGAAGAAGUGAGGUCGAGAGCGAAGUGCGAAGAGCGACGAGCGACGAGAACGGGAGAGGCGUUAGGGUUUUGAUUAUUGGGAAUUUCCAAGUUGCGGUCUCUCUUUCUCGAGUAUGUCGGAAAGAAAGCUUGUGGUGUUGGGUAUUCCGUGGGAUGUCGAUACUGAUGGGUUGAGGGAUUAUAUGAGCAAAUUCGGGGAAUUGGAGGAUUGCAUCGUGAUGAAGGAGCGGUCCACUGGUCGUUCUCGUGGUUUUGGAUAUGUAACAUUUACAUCAGUUGAGGAUGCUAAGAAUGCACUGUCCAGUGAGCACUUUCUUGGCAAUAGAAUGCUGGAAGUAAAAAUAGCCACACCAAAGGAGGAGAUGAGAGCACAGUCGAAGAAAAUCACUAGGAUAUUUGUGGCAAGGAUCCCACCAUCUGUUACAGAAGCAGCCUUUCGUAGUCAUUUUGAGCAAUAUGGUGAUAUAACAGAUCUAUACAUGCCAAAGGACCCAAGAACCAAAGGGCAUCGUGGAAUUGGAUUCAUUACUUUUGAAAGUGCUGAAUCUGUGGAUAAUCUGAUGGCUGAAAGUCAUGAACUGGGAGGUUCCACUGUAGUUGUUGACCGAGCAACACCAAAGGAGGAGGAUUUCAGACCAUUUAGCCGGAUGAUGCAAGGUGGAUAUGGUGCAUAUAAUGCUUAUAUUACAUCAGCAACUAGAUAUGCCUCUAUAGGUGCUCCUACCUUAUAUGAUCAUCCGCUCUCUGUGUAUGAAAGAGGGGGAUCUACACGAGGAAUGGGCAGAAAAAUUUUUGUUGGAAGACUUUCCCAGGAGGCCACAGCUGAUGAUCUUCGCCAGUAUUUUGGUAGAUUUGGCCGCAUUCUGGAUGUUUAUGUUCCAAAGGAUCCCAAGAGAACUGGUCACAGAGGCUUUGGCUUUGUGACUUUUGCAGAAGAUGGUGCUGCAGAACGUGUUGCUCGAAGGCCUCAUGAGAUUUGCGGGCAGCAGGUUGCAAUAGAUUCGGCUGCACCUAUUGAUGAUGCUGGCUCCAGUGGAGAUUUGUUGGAUAAUACUGAACCAUACGUGGGUUAUGGUGGUCCUAUGCGUACUUAUGGACGGAUGUAUCAAAACCUGGAUUUUGACAAUUGGAGUUAUGGUAUGAGUGGAGGGAGACCUUCACGAGCAGAUUUGAGGUAUCGGCCAUAUUAGAGAAAGCAGCAGCGAACUUGAAAAUAUUCAGCUCUAUCUUUAUGGUACUGUCUGGGAUUCGAGCAGAAUGUGUGGCUUAUUGACCGGUCAAAUUUACUUGCUGAGACUGAGAGGAUCCCUAGUCUUGCUGGUACACCACGCCCACAAAUUAUAGGGUGCAACACUUUACUUGCACUGUGAACAGCAGUGGCAAUGUUGUGAUGUCUUGGUUGAUAAAAUGGUCUUCUUUUUUUUUUUUUUUUUUAUCCUUUUUGGGUUGAACCACGCUAUACGUACGGCAGGCCACCAAUUUGACCGUUCUGAAACGGUUCAGUUUCUUUGAUAAUAUGAUUGCUAUUUGUUGUCAAGCAAACAAGUUA